Messenger RNA from Linum trigynum, 4325 nucleotides. Lineage: Eukaryota; Viridiplantae; Streptophyta; Magnoliopsida; Malpighiales; Linaceae. The record is from the annotation of a GenBank genome assembly.
CUACUAUGACGUUUUAUCAAACAUGCCCUUAUACUAUGCACGACUUGACCCAAUCACCAAAUGCUUAUGAUAUGGAUUUUUGUUUUCCAUGCAAUGCCUUUCUUGUACUUGAGUGUGAAUGACAUAUGUGUUUGAAUUUAUGCUUGUAUCACUUUGAUGGCUAUGUUUGGUUGUGCAUUCACCAAGUGUAUGAUGUUAUCAACCACGAAGCUUGAAUCAAGUUGGUGAUGGUCUUGUGCAAGUGUAUUAGAACUGCAAGUAUGAUUGUUUUGCACUUUACGAAUAACCCAAAAUCCCCAUCACCCAACAAUGUAGCUCGAACAUUCCAACCACAUCCUUCGUUCACCUUCUUAAUUUCCUUGAAUAUGCAAUUAUAUUUUGUUGGAUAUGUGGGCAUAAAACUAAAAAUUUUGACUCUCGUUGCCUCCCUUCAUAUUCACUUGGAAUUGAGUCGAUGGAUCCCACACCGAUAUAGAUUGAAUCUAUGAGUUAUCGGUGUGAGCAUACAUUAGACCUCGUGGAAGUAUUGUAUAGUGUAUGCUGGAAUUAGUAAUUUGAUUUGUAUUGGGGAAUGACAAGUUCACUGGAAGAGGGAGAGAAAGGAAGAAGACGAGAUUGGUUAUGCAUUUCAUUUUUGUUAUUUUUCUGGAUAAAAACAAAUUAAGUAAAAUGUUAAAUAAAUUUGAAACUUGAAAGGAGUUCGAUAAAAGAUAACAAAUCGAACGAGAUAGAAAUAAAACACAAAGUUGGGCAGCUUGGUAUCGAUUAAUGGGCGGUUGGGUUGCCUUUUCAUAUCAAAUUAGUUCACGUCAUUUCCUCAAUGUGGGGCAUUGGGGUGGACCAAUUAAGAGAGUAUGCAUUAGGCUGCACUUUUAAUAGUGACAUCGUAAUAUUGAUCCUCUAGAAUUGCUCUUUGCUUGCUCGCAAGCCCACAACUUAAAUAGGCUUUCAAUGUCCUUGCUCGGUUCGACCCAUCUUCCCAAUGCACUCCCUCACUCUUCAGAUCAUCGAAAGCGGACGCUCUAUAGCAUGAUUGUCACACCGGGUGGCAUGUCGGUCGGUACAACCGAGUUCAACCAAUUCCGGUUAUAAUACUAGCAAAAACCUAUAUGGUAUGAUCGACAUGAUCGGUGUCCGAUCUUUAAAAAAAAUGAUGCCUUUUUUGGUGAAUUAAUUAGCGGAAAAUACUUUUUGAUUUAUUUUUUGAAUUUGAAAGUUUAAUGUUGAUGUUAUUUGUAUAGAUUUGGGUAUGAAUAUUUAGAUGUUUAUCUUAUUUGUUGUAAUAAAGUAUAAGCUUUUGAAUAUUGACAGUAAAUGUUGUCUUUAAAUAUUUGAUUUUUUAUUUGUUUGAAAUGGUGUAUUUUAUUCAAAUAUGGGUGUAGAUUUUAGAGAGAUUGUCUUCAAAUAUGUUAUAUAUGCCUAAAUUCAUUUAGUGCUAUUGACCCACUUCUACACAUUUUGCUAAAACCAACAUGAACUCGAAUAAAUCGGUUGUAUAACAGGUCAAACCAACCAUUUGUCAAACCGACAUAAAGAUAGGGUAAUUAGCAUAAAAAGCCACAAACCUUUGCACUUAGUACAAAACAGACACAAAUCUUUAAUUUGUAACGAUACGGUAACAAAAGUUUGAAAUGGUCACUUUUGUUUAAUUUGUGACCAUUUUGUAUUAAUUGCAAAAAAUUGUUACCGCGCCAUUACAAAUUAAAGGUUCGUAAUCGUUAUGAGGUUGGAUAGUGUGUUUAUCAAAUAUAUGAUACUAACCACUUGAACGAAAUAUGAGAUGCCGGGUCCUAUGUUCAUCGAUGUACUUGCUUUGCCGAAUAAAAUUGCUCUCUAUUUACCUUCCAAUUUCAAAACCGAUAAAGUAUGAAAGUAGGUCCAGUUUUUUAACUAAAAAACUGCAUGUAACCCAUUUGUGAUGCUUUGAAUUCCUCACUGUCAUUCUUUGUUUUUUUAGAGUACUGCCAUCUUUUGUUACAUAUCAUUCACAUAAAUUAACAAAUUCACCAUACCUCGACUGGAGCGAGCUGUAAUAGUGAUUGAUCGUUCAAAACUUUGAACAUUGUACAUAAAGAUCACCAAAAGCUUAAUUUGUAAGCACACGGUAACAAAAGUUUGAACUUACGGUAACAAAAGUUCGUAUUUGUAUGAAAUGCUCACACUGUUUAAUUUGUGACCAUUUUGUUAAAGUACAAAUUUCUGAUACCAUAUUACGACAAAUUAAAAAUUUGUGAACAUUUUAUACGAAGUGCAGAAAUUCAUGACUAUUUAUGCUAAUUACACCAACCUUGCUCUCUAGUCUCUGUCUACUCUCUAGUCUUUAGUCUUUAGUCUUUACUCUCUGCUCUGCUCUAGUCGGCAGAAAACAGGGGUAGAAAAGGAAAAAAUGAAAAGGAAAAGAUGGCGGGCUAAAUCAAAAUUUCUCAUUUCAAAUGCCGUAGCGUUUCUCUCUCUACCUCCAUCUCCAUCUCCAAUUCUCCAUCUCAUCAUCUGAAAUCUCCGAUCUCUUUCGGCCGCCCGGCGGCACUGCAACGGGCGCAAAUGGAGUCGCUCCGUCUUAUCUGUGACCAAACCAUACCCCGUGCGCUGGAGAGAAUGGACUCCUUUGAGGAAGAAUUCGCCAGUUCCCUGGAUUCAAUCAUGGCCAAAGCCGAAUGCACCGCCCAAACUCAAGGGAAAUUAUGGAAGCUGAAGUCCAACUUGAGAGAUGCCGAAGAUGAAUUCGUGAAAGUGCUAUCAGUGAAAACCCAGAAAGAGGCAAAGCAGAUGCGACUAAGAGACUCCGUAUCUGCCGUAAGGGAUAGCUUAGAAGAACUUAGAAAGACUGUGCAAACUCAAAUAUCAAGGAGGGACGAAUAUGCUGGAAUUAUAUCUCAAUUAUCUCUUGACAAAGGGGCCCAGGACAAUCAAUUUAGAGGAGAAACUCAAGAGGCAUUGCUAUGGUACAAUAGGGUUCUAGGCCUCCAAAUCGAAGGUGGUCAUGGUGUUAAAUUCACGUUCAGAAACAUCAAUGUGAAACAUCCAUCUGAAGAGUACUCCUUUACUGUUCGUCAUGAAAAUGAUACAUACAGCUUGUUGGCUUGUGAUCCACAAUUGAAUGAUACCAAAGAGUUGAUCCAUGAGUUGAAUAGAACCAAUGGCUUAUUCAAGUUUGUCAGAACAAUGAGGGAAAAGUUUCAAGAAGCCGCAUCAUCUGGAUUUUUGCCUCAAUCCUCAGCUCCUGAACAGCAAGAGCUGUCCACGAUAUCAGCAUCCGCUCCAGUUUUGUCAGUUUACACUGACCAUAGUGAUUCUCCGACUCAGGGAGAGGAGUGCUCAGAUGAUGCCAGGAGGCACCCAAAGAAAGCCAACCGUGGAAGAGUGGGCAGAAAAAAAAUAUUAUCACCUGAGUCUAUUCGCCAAUCCCCUCGUUUACUGGUAUCUCCAAGAGUCUAAGACAACUCCUGAAAUUCUGAUAUGAGCUCUUUGAGAAUUAUUAUUAUACCAAUAUAAGCCUAUGUUGUUAAUGAACGAAAGAGUAAACCAUCUUCAGUUUCGUCUAUGCAUACCCCAUGGCUAUCUGAUUGGGACAGAAGCUGGAACCGGAUGGCCUUCUUAAUUUAAUUGUCAAUAAGCAUGAACCUCGUACUGAUGUGACUCAUUCGCCUCGUACCGAGUCUUAACACUUAUGAGUCUGGUUUAUUUUGCUGGAUUGCUUAUGUAUUAGAACAUUCAAAUUUUAUCGAAAUUUAACAGAAGAUCAUUGAACAGGGCAGGAAAUGAUGAUGGCAAUGCAGUUCAUUUCAGUAUUUCACCUUGGAUCCUGACGAAAUGGUACGUGCAUUAUGUUGCUACCGGCUCUUUAACCCAGUUCUUUUCACUUUGUCAGCUUAACCGUUGAUUGCUCUUAUCACCAUAUGUUUCAGUCUUUAGGUCAUUCAUCAAGCUCCUUAUCUCCGGGACUCGGUAUCAAAGUACGCUAGCAAGUGAACGUUUUCCCGGAGUUCUGAGACUCGGCUUGCCAUUCAACGGUACGCCUCAUAAUCCGCCCCAACGUAAUGUAUUGGUAUCAUCCAUUUUGUUGCAGUUUAUCCUGUAAAUACAAGGCAUUCGGUAGCUUUGCAAAUAUCUAGUCUGCAAGUUGUGUGUGUGAACAAAGUGCUAAGAAUUAUGCCUUCAUGAAAUCAGAACUUACGCCUUCCUUUCCUCUCAAUACAAAUAAACUGAGUUGGCAUGUCGCCAAUGGAAGGUUUAUCUGACUCUCUUCCACGUGAGCUGGGAAAACAAUUAAUCAGACUAAUUGUUUUCCCCUCAGCAAUCGGAAAGAAUAAUUAGCACCUAAUCAA